Aspergillus piperis CBS 112811 is the source of this 1302-nucleotide messenger RNA. RefSeq lists its product as uncharacterized. The transcript has 7 exons. The coding region runs from base 1 to 1302 and encodes 433 amino acids. The record is from RefSeq and is a predicted model, not a curated record. Lineage: Eukaryota; Fungi; Ascomycota; Eurotiomycetes; Eurotiales; Aspergillaceae.
AUGGUUGGGCUGUUUAAGGUUCCCUCAUCUCACAUCCGGGCGGUACCGUGCAUUUCUGGCAUUCGUCACAAACCUUUACCCAGGGCUGUACUGUGGCUUGACGGAAAUCCAUUGGUGCAGGUUUUGAAUGGAGGAGCCAACUCAUUCUCAGAUAGUCCCCUGGUGGGCGGCGGGAGGCGUGCUGUCACACGUCAUGAGAAGAACUACAAAGGCCUAAAUUUUGGUUCCGGCCAGUCGGGACGGCUAGAUCGCCAAGUGUCAGUUACCGAGAAGUGCGCCUCGUGGAUAGUCCAAGCCCAGUUGUUGCAGGUAGGCCGUUCGACGUCGUUGGAUGGGCGCUGCUGCUUGUCAAGCGUUCGGACUCCCAGACGGGCGCGAGCGCUUUUUGCUAUUCGGCCAGCUCUUGCGGUAAGGCGGCCUUGGGAUCCUGGAUCACCCGAGGAGGUCAUCUUGGACGUCUGUGCGGGCGUACGCUGGUCUUCUUGGGCCCCUCUUCUUUCUUUCCCAACGGUCACCGGCACGGAAAUCCCUGCAAGCCAGAGAGAGGCGGACGGGCGGAACAUGCCUCCGAGACCAUUGGAGAAGCAGAUCAGGCUUGUCGACUGUGGCACAGGGCUUGACCCCAGCUGCACGAAGCACGGGGGAGGAGGUGAGGGAGAGGAGAGGAAACGAUUUAGAAACCAGGAUCUAUCCGAUCUAUCACAUGGCGGUGAAUCUGGCUGCCGCGCAUGGGGAUCCCAGGUACUCCGGAUCUCAACGGUCGAGGGGAUGCAGAUGGGCAUGAAGAAAUACGAAGAGGUAUUGCAUGACACCCGUCCUAGCCCUGAUCCCCGAUCAGAAGAUGAAGACAGGUCGGCAGCUGCACCCCACUCUGGUGCGGCAGAUCUCCCUCUCCCUAGGAUGAGGAGAGAGAGGAUCGACAUUGAAGUAAGGAACUCCUCGCGGCUUUAUAACUGCAUUAACCGGUUGGGAGACCCCCACUGCGUGCAAGAACCGCGACGCCUACAGAAUCGCCUCGCCACACACGUACACCAGCCACAGGCCUGGCGUCAGCGCCUAAAGGAGCAUUUCCGGAGCCUAUCGUCUGUACCGGGUACAUGGGACUAUGUACGAAAUGUAGGUGGAUAUGGACUAAUGCACGCGCCAUCCCUGAUUCCUCCCAACCAAUCCAGGGCCAUAGCCCUUCCCAGAGCUGCGACAUGUUAUACUACCCAUGGAGCUCUGCCCGAUCCAGUCCGACUGGAAGGCAAGUGUGCAACGCUCGGUCCUCUCAGCUGCACAGUCGGGAUUGUCGUCCCUUGA